Salvia hispanica is the source of this 3199-nucleotide messenger RNA. RefSeq names its product receptor-like protein kinase HSL1. Gene Ontology annotation, biological process: protein phosphorylation. NCBI's taxonomy places the organism in Eukaryota, Viridiplantae, Streptophyta, Magnoliopsida, Lamiales, Lamiaceae. The record is from RefSeq and is a predicted model, not a curated record. Gene Ontology annotation, molecular function: protein kinase activity; receptor serine/threonine kinase binding; ATP binding.
AAAAAACAUGUCACAUCUCUAACUUCCCACUCAAAACAAACCCACCGCCGCAAAAAUGCACCACCUCCGCCGCCGAUUCCACCUCCUCCUUCUCCUCGUCUCUCUCUCCCCCUCUCUCACCAUCUCUCUAAACAAAGAAGGCCUCUACCUCCAAAAGGCGAAGCUCAAUUUCGACGAUCCAAAUGCCGCCCUCUCCAAUUGGAAUCCCGACGACGAAACCCCAUGCAACUGGAACGGCGUCGUUUGCGAUUCCUCCUCCUCCUCCGUCGUCUCGCUCGAUCUCUCCAGCUCCAGCCUCUCCGGCCCCUUCCCCUCCGUCCUCUGCCGCCUCGAUCGCCUCUCCUCCAUCUCCUUCUACGACAAUUUCAUCAAUUCCACUCUCCCCGACGACGAUCUCGCCGCCUGCCUCGCUCUCGAGCACCUCGAUCUGGCGCAGAACUACCUCACCGGCGCUCUCCCGCGCAGGAUCGCGGAGCUACCGAGGUUGAAGUAUCUCGAUUUGACCGGUAACAACUUCUCCGGAGAAAUUCCGGCGAGCUACGGAACCUUCCAGAAGCUCGAGGUGCUAGCAUUGGUGGAGAAUCUGCUGGAAGGCGUAAUUCCGCCGUUUUUAGGUAACAUUUCGACGCUGAAGAUGUUGAAUCUGUCUUAUAACCCGUUUUCGCCGGGUCGGAUCCCGCCGGAGCUCGGGAAUCUGACUAAUUUAGAGGUGAUGUGGCUGACUCAGACGAGUCUCAUCGGCGAGAUACCUGACUCGCUGGGUCGACUCAGUAGACUCGUUGAUUUGGACCUGGCUUACAACGCGUUGUCCGGCUCGAUACCGAGUUCGAUCACCGAGUUGACGGCGCUGGUUCAGCUCGAGCUCUACAACAACUCCUUGAGCGGUGCGCUACCAAGCGGCGGGUGGUCGAACAUGACGGCGCUGCGGCGGCUCGACGCGUCAACGAAUGAGUUGAGCGGUGGAAUUCCGGUGGAGUUGUGCGAAUUGCCGCUUGAGUCGUUGAAUCUCUAUGAGAACAAUUUGCGCGGCGAAUUGCCGGCUGCGAUUGCUGAGUCUCCGAAUUUGUAUGAAUUGAAGCUUUUCCGCAACCAGUUGUCGGGGGAAUUGCCUUCCGAUCUCGGCAGAAACUCGGCGUUGUGGUGGAUCGAUGUUUCGACUAACAAUUUUUCCGGUCGGAUUCCGGACGGUUUAUGCUCCAACGGCGCUCUCGAAGAGCUGUUGCUGAUUGAGAACUCAUUUUCCGGCGAAAUUCCAGCAAGUCUCGGCGAGUGUCGGAGCCUGCUGCGGGUAAGGUUAGGUCACAAUCGUUUCUCCGGCGAGGUACCGGCGGCAUUUUGGGGGCUUCCUCACGUGUCAUUACUCGAGCUGAUGGGGAACUCAUUUUCCGGCGUAAUUCCGAAAACUAUUGCCGGAGCGUCGAACUUAUCUCAGUUGAUUUUAUCGGUGAACAGAUUUUCCGGAAAUCUGCCGAAGGAGAUAGGAUAUCUGGAGAAUCUGUUGGAGAUUUCCGGCAAUGACAACGAGUUUUCCGGCCCGUUGCCGGUCAGCGUAGUGAAUCUCGGGCAAUUAGUGAAGCUCGAUCUUCACAACAAUGCAUUUUCCGGUGGAAUUCCCAAGGGUAUUGAUUCAUGGAAGAAGCUAAACGAGCUGAAUUUGGCAAACAACGAAUUUUCCGGUGAAAUCCCCGGCGAAAUCGGGGAAUUAUCCGUUCUAAACUAUCUGGAUUUAUCGGGAAACAGAUUCUCCGGUGAAAUCCCUACUACGUUGCAGAAUCUGAAGCUCAAUCGUCUCAAUUUCUCGUAUAAUCAUCUCAGCGGCCACAUUCCCCUGGAUUACACCAAAGAAAUGUACAGAGACAGCUUUCUUGGAAACUCGGAGCUAUGCCAAGAAAUUGAGGGAUUAUGCAACCGCAAAGAAAUGAAAAACAAGGGCUACAUUUGGUUUUUCAGAACACUAAUUGCUCUAGCUGGAAUUCUACUCAUAUGUGGCAUAGUUUGGUUCUAUAUCAAGUACAAGAAAUUCAAUGAAGUGAAGAGAAAUCUCGACCGUUCGAAAUGGACGUUGAUGUCUUUCCACAAGCUCGGAUUCACCGAGAGUGAGAUAUCGGAAGCUCUGGAUGAAGACAACGUGAUUGGGACAGGGGCGUCGGGGAAGGUCUACAAGGUGGUGCUGAGCAAUGGAGAGGCUGUGGCCGUGAAGCGGCUGUGGGGGCAGUCGAAGGCGGGGGCGGACGUGGAGAGAGGGGCCAUUCAGGAUGAUGGUUUUGAUGCAGAGGUUGAGACUCUGGGGAAGAUUAGGCACAAGAAUAUAGUGAAGUUGUGGUGUUGUUGCUGCACAAGAGAUAGUAAACUCUUGGUUUAUGAGUAUAUGCCUAAUGGGAGUUUAGGGGAUUUGAUGCACAGCACAAAGAGUGGGUUGUUGGAUUGGCCGAUUCGGUUUAAGAUCGCCCUCGAUGCGGCUGAGGGACUGUCGUACUUGCACCACGACUGCGUCCCUCCGAUCGUCCACCGCGACGUGAAGUCGAACAACAUACUGCUCGAUGCUGAGUACGGAGCUCGUGUGGCCGAUUUUGGGCUGGCCAAGGUGGUGGAUGACGCUAGCGGGAAGGGCACCAUGUCGAUGUCCGUCAUCGCCGGCUCGUGCGGCUACAUCGCCCCUGAGUAUGCGUACACGCUUCGAGUGAACGAGAAGAGCGACAUCUACAGCUUCGGUGUAGUGAUUCUUGAGCUGGUGACCGGGAGACUCCCCGUGGAUCCUGAGUUUGGCGAGAAGGAUCUUGUGAAGUGGGUGUGUUGGACGCUGGAUCAGGAGGGCGUCCUCGGUGUGAUCGACCCGAAACUCGAGUCUUGUUAUAGGGACGAUGUCUGCAGAGUGCUGAACUUGGGGCUGCUCUGCACGAGCUCGCUCCCUAUAAGCCGGCCCUCCAUGAGGCGUGUGGUGAAGAUGAUGCAGGAGAUCGGGAGCCGGAGCUUGCACAAGAACGUUGCCAAAGAAGGGAAGCUGACGCCUUAUUACUAUGAAGAAGGCUCGGAUCAUGGAAGUGUGGCAUGAUGAUGAUAGUUUGGAUUGGAUUGUUGUAUGCAUUUUGCAACUAGUUUUGAAUGAGUCUUGCUUUGUAUUCUUUGCCACCCAAAUUUCAUUGUUUCUUGACAGUGGUAGUGAUAGAUUAUCAUUAUAUCAAGGUAACAUUAUAUCUCA